Molecule: messenger RNA, 1446 nt
Organism: Schistosoma intercalatum
Lineage: Eukaryota; Metazoa; Platyhelminthes; Trematoda; Strigeidida; Schistosomatidae
Source: the annotation of a GenBank genome assembly
AUGUCACCAUUGAAAUGGAAUUACAAUCUGGCUGCACAAGCACAAAAAUUGGCGGUCAAUUGCACCUUGCAACACAACAAACGUUAUUCGGAUGAAUUCUCUUGGGUUGGACAAAAUAUUGCUCUCGGUCCAACCAUUAAGUCAGGAGUAGAUGCUUGGUUCAAUGAGCACAAAUUAUACGACUACAAUCACAACAACUGUAUGGAAUGUAUGCAUUACACACAAAUGGCUUGGGCCAAGACCACAGACAUUGGAUGUGGAGUUGCGAGUUGUCCAAAGAACGGUCUAUCAAUCGUGUGUAAUUAUGGUCCAGGUGGUAAUUGGAAUAAUGAGAAACCAUAUGAAGUGAAAUCACGUGAAUUGUGCCCAAAAAUGCAGAAUAUUCCUAAAGGCAGUUUUCAAAAGACGCAUGAUAAUACACAGCGUGCACGAUUAUCAAUAGUGAAUGUCAACCAGAAGUUGUCAACGACCGGUUCAAGUGGAAGUAGGGUUCACGACCAACGCAUACAAGGUCAACCUACUUCUAUAAAUAGUUUUGAAUAUCGUCAACGUAAUACACAGCAUUCUAUAAAUUGUCUGUUAUCCAUACAUCUCAGAGAUAAAAUGAAUAUCUUAUUAUUAUUAUUAUUAUUAAUUUAUAUAAAAGUAAACAUUGUCUUCUCACAACCAAAUGAUCCACAACUUCAAAAACUUCUACAAUAUCAUAAUGAUCUUAGACGUAAUUUAACAGAAUGUAAAUUUGAAGGACAACCUCCAGCGAAAUAUCUGCCAGAUCUUAAAUGGGAUAAUGAACUAGCUUCAAAAGCUAAAGAUUUAGCAAAUGAAUGUUAUUUUCAUCAUAAUGAUGUGAAUUUACCACAUAAAUGGGAAUAUGUUGGUCAAAAUAUAGCAGGAUAUCAAACAGUUGAACAAGCAUUCGAUGCAUGGAAAGAUGAAUAUAAACAGUAUAGUUAUUAUUCAAUGAGUUGCUACGGUGUUUGUGGACAUUAUACUCAAUUAGUAUGGCAAAAUACUACUCAUGUUGGUUGUGGUAUUACAAAUUGUACCGGGAAUUAUGGAUUUCCAUAUGGAUUAUCAGUUGUCUGUAAUUAUGGCCCAGGAGGAAACUAUGAAGGUCGUUAUCCUUACGAAGCAAAAUCACAAGAUGAAUGUUAUGCUGUAACUACUAGACGUCCUAAACCUACUAGACGUCCAGUUACUACUAAACGUCCUAGAACUACUAGACGUCCAAUUACUACUAAACGUCCUAGAACUACUAGACGUCCUGAAACUACUAGACGUCCAAUUACUACUAAACGUCCUGAAACCAUACCAACUCGUAAACCAGGCAUAUCAAAACAAAUACCAAAACCAAACUGGCCUACACUUAUCAGUUCAUGGAGUGGAUUUGCCAAUUCAAAUAUGCUACAAGGAAUAAUAACAAAAACAUGUAUUUGUAUUCAGUGA